AUGCCGAAACCGUCCAAGGCCGAGACCUACCUGCAACAGCUGGAGAAUACCCGCUGCGAAGACGACUGGGAUGCUGUCCCGGAAACUGUGCGCAAGAUCCGCAAGCACGCUCCCAACAGAUCAUGCCUCGCCACGACGGCAGAGACCGAAUAUGCCAUCACCAAGGCCCAGUUGAAGCAGACGGCCAGACCCGCCACCGCCGUCUCUACCAAGGACCUCGAGAUCACCAGCCUGCUCCCCAAGCUGCUCGACGCCAUCGACAAUGAGCAUGCCUUCCCCGAGGACAGAUACCAGGCCCAGGUCUGCGUCGGCUGGCUGCAUUGGGCCGUUGGCGAGUAUAGCCUUGCCGUCGCUCGCCUCCCCGACGGCCUCGAACAAGACCACGACGCCUCCGAGUGGACGAGGGUGUGUACCUUGAAGACGGCCUACCUCAAGGCGAAUUGCCUCUCGAGGGACAACGAACGCGUCCAGGCUCUCGCCAUCUUCGAGUCGGCCCUAUCUGCCCUGUCCGAUGUCUGGACCGGCCAGAGGGGUCGCAAGCAGCUGCAGUUCUGGGCCGAACUGUUCCUCACCGAGUUCUGCAUGCUGCAAUCCCAGGCGCUGGAGAGAGGCGAGAAGUCCUUGGACGAUCCCAACUCCCUUGCCGCCUAUCGCUCCUGGGCGAGGUACUGGGAGACAUCAAACACCCAAGGGACCCCUCUCGUGGGAGGUCAUGGAUUCCGGGGCGCCGUACCGAGGCGCCGCGUUUGGAGCGAGUACUACACAGCAUUGUCUGGCGUCUUGGCGAACGACUUGCCUUUCCCAACGGGCCAUGUGGCAGCGGUGACAAACGAGGCCUCUGCAAGAAACCAGCUCAGGAUGGAGUUGAAGAAGGUCGAGGCAGCCUACGAGUCGCUCUUGCUCAGCGAGACUACAUUCCCUCGGGCUGAUGAAGAAAGAGAGGAAGUGGAGUCCUUCGUGGGUCUCGUUAUGAAGAGUUGGAGUAUCCUGAGCGGUCGCGACUGGCUUGAGCAUGAUCUUGGACCAAAUGGAAAGGAUGGGCUAAGUCGAGGCGUCCUGGAGGUUCUAUACCGAGCCGCCACCAAGACGUUCCACUCGACUGCCAUACUGCGCCACCUGUUCACAGUCCAUCUGGCUGUGGCCGAGUUUGACUUGGCAUUUAAAGCAUUCGAUUCGUACCUGGAGAUCGUCAAGAAAGGAAAGGCGCGCGUCGACAAGACCGGCCACACCGAACCCAGCCUUGACGAUGAUGCCACCGUUCUGGGGACAAUUUCCACAGCAAUCACGGCGCUAUGCAAGUACGGCUUCCGGGACGAGGCAGAAAAGGCCUACGAGCUUGGCAUUGAGCUCGAAGACAUGCUUCAGAAAUUACCGGCCCCUCUUCCGAAUACAGAUGAAAACAUUUCUUCCCUGCAAGAAGAGAACGCCAAUGGCGUUGUCGUUCACCCGAGGAUACCUGCAAAGGUGAAUGCUCUGGCAUGGCAGGCUAUCGGGUUAUCACAGGCCCAGUGGUCGCGCAAAACCUACAAUGCCGCAUCUCGUACUGAAAUUCAAGGGAAAGCGAUUCGCAGCUUCCAGAAGUCUCUGUCUCCUGACACUGGUAACCCUACCGAUGUCAGGACCCUCUUCACUCUGGGUCUCCUGCUCGCCGAGCAGAGAGAGUUGUCGGCAGCGAUUGACAUAGUCAAGGCUGCCCUAAUGUCUAAUAAGAAGACGGCAGAGCAGAACCCAGCGGCGGGCUCCUAUUGGCGUGAACGUUCACUGAUCCCUCUGUGGCACCUGCUUGCCUUGCUCUUGAGCGCGAGGCAAGACUAUCUUAUGGCCGCCCGAGCGUGCGAGGGUGCCUUUGAGCAAUUCGACGACCCGACUGUGCUUUUUGGGACCCAGGGACUUCAAGGUCAAUAUCGAAGCGACCAUCUUAAUGAGGUGGAGGCUAGCAAUGGCACACCCACUGCCAUGGGUUUGGUUGACGAGAUGGAUGACGUUGAGAAAGAAAGCAUCAUCGAAGUCAAGAUGACCCAGCUCGCCCUCAUAGAGCUCCUCGAAGGCCCCGAAGUGGCGGUCAACGCGAGUCACGAAUUGCUUGUCUUGUACACAAGAUUGUUCGGAAGUCUUCGGUCAGAAUCUCCCACCACAACGCAAAGGUCGAGUACAGCCGUCCCGAAAAGCUCGGCUGGCACGCUGCGAAGCAUCAGGGGUAGCAUAUUUGGCCAUAAAGACAGAGGCACCAGCAACCUCAAACACACAAGCGUUGUAGAGAGUGUGAGAGAAGAGUCCCCCGAGCGGCCCCGAACUGCAGGAACUGCGACAACUACAGGUACUACAGCACCGACUAUACAGAUUACUAAGGAAAGCAGUGACCUGGGGGAUUCGCGUUCUCGAAAAUCAGGAAGCAUCCGUGGCCGUAGAAGCGAAUCAGUGAAAAGAGCCAACAGCCUCAAGAAAAGGGACAGCAGCACUCACCAGCGGCGACGGGCCGCAAGCAGCAGCAGCGUACCCCGCCAGCCUCUCCCACCGCAGCCGACAAUCUCAGAUGGCGAUGCUUACUUCACGCCCAUGGGAGACGCUGCUGCCAAUGAUCGGCCUGACUUCUUUACCUGGAAUACUAAAACCAAUGCCGGUAGUCAGCAGUCCUUCGCAAAAGGCAGGGGGUUACUGCGCUUCGAUUCGAAUGUCUCAUCAAUCAGGGGCUCAACAACCGGGUCAGACACCUUUGUUCUAGAUUCACUGUCACCUCCGACCCCAUUACCCAUUAUCCAGUUCGCCACGGAUCAAAUCAGGCGGCAGAGGCAAAUUAUCCUCAUCAAAGUCUGGCUGAUGAUCGCGGCAUUCUAUCGAAGCGCGGAUAUGUAUAGAGAUUCACAGGGGGCAAUUGACGAGGCCCGAAAGUUAGUGGGGAGCAUGGAAGCGGAAAUUGCAAGUGAUGGUUCGGACUCGGUAACAGCAAGUCAUGCCGGGUGGGGCGGCAAGAAGAGCAUCGAGGAGUUAUGGAGCGAUGUUCACGCAGAGAUGGGUCAUCUUUCUGUUUCUGAAGGUGAACCGUAUAAGGCCCGUGCCGAGUUCGAAGAAGCCCUCAUGCACUAUCCCGACCAUCCUUCUGCCAUCAUUGGUUUGUCCAAUAUCCUCCUUGAUAUCUAUAGCGAAGUGCUUCUGCCCACAUCGCCAAUACCGGGCAUCACACUGCCUGAUGGCGAGCCAGUGGAUUUGAGCGGCACUUCUCAAUCCCAGGCCUUGGUGCAGCGAGCUGACCACAGCAUCCCAAUCCUACCAAGUACCCCCUUGGGUUUAGGCGGCCAACACGCAAUUUCACCUGUGGCUCAGUCCGCAAACAGGUCUGCGGUACUCCAUCAUAGGCCUAACAAGUCCUUGACAAUCGAAGAGCUCCCUGCGCCCUACAAGGCCAAGUCUCUGCCUCUCGUCGACCGACUUGCUGCAAGGGACCGUGCAUACGGACUGUUGUCUGGCUUGACGAAACUGGGCACCGGGUGGAACCACUCCGAUGCCUGGUUCGCUCUGGCCCGGGCUCACGAGGAGAGCGGUCAACCUGACAAGGCCAAGGAAGCACUGUGGUGGUGCGUGGAACUUGAGGAGGGCAUGGGCGUCCGUGGGUGGAACUGUGUUGGUGCGGGCGGGUAUGUUUUGUAA
This is a messenger RNA of Neoarthrinium moseri, 3645 nucleotides long. RefSeq lists its product as uncharacterized. The record is from RefSeq and is a predicted model, not a curated record. The transcript is spliced from 4 exons. The coding region runs from base 1 to 3645 and encodes 1214 amino acids. Gene Ontology annotation, molecular function: protein binding. Lineage: Eukaryota; Fungi; Ascomycota; Sordariomycetes; Amphisphaeriales; Apiosporaceae.